Molecule: messenger RNA, 1221 nt
Organism: Diplodia corticola
Lineage: Eukaryota; Fungi; Ascomycota; Dothideomycetes; Botryosphaeriales; Botryosphaeriaceae
Product: pirin
Exons: 1
Coding region: 1-1221 (406 amino acids)
Source: RefSeq, a predicted model, not a curated record
AUGCGUUUCCUACUCUCAAGCAUCAUCGUCUGCCUCGCAGCAACCGCCCUCUACUACCACCACCAGCUGGACACCGACACCGCCACCGCCACCAUUAAGUCGACCACAACCGCCUUUUUGCAGCGCAUCAAGCUCUUUGCCAAACAGCGCGCAACAAACCCCAACAACAUGUCCACCACCACCUCGGCCGCCAGCUUCCCCGGCCUCCCCGUCGUCCCGCCCUCGGACCCGGCCCUGGCCAAGGACGCGGCCAGCCUGCAGCCGCGCAGGAUCGCCAACGUCUUCCUCGCGCGCGAGCAGGCCGAGGGCGCGGGCGCGCGCGUGCGCCGCAGCAUCGGCACGCCCCAGCUGCGCAACUUCUCGCCCUUCCUCAUGCUCGACCACUUCGCCAUCUCGCCCGGCGCCGGCUUCCCCGACCACCCCCACCGCGGCCAGGAGACCAUCACCUACCUGCUCGAGGGCGGCGUCGACCACGAGGACUUCGCCGGCAACCGCGGCACCAUCCACGCCGGCGACCUGCAGUUCAUGACGGCCGGCCGCGGCAUCGUGCACGCCGAGAUGCCCGCCGCCGCGGCGCAACCCCCCAACGCCGACGGCUCUGCUACCAGUGCCAUCAACAUCGGCCUCCAGCUGUGGGUCGACCUGCCGCGCCGCCUCAAGGCGUGCGAGCCGCGCUACCGCGACCUGCGCGCCGCCGAGAUCCCCGCCGCCACGGCCGACGCCGGCCGCGUGCGCGUCAAGGUCAUCUCGGGCCGCAGCCUCGGCGUCGACAGCGUCCAGGACCUCGCCUACACGCCCGUCUGGCUGCUCGACGUCCGAGUCCGCCCCGGCGGCCGCUUCGUCCAGCCCCUGCCCGCCGGCUUCAACGCCUUCGUCUACACCCUGUCCGGCACCGCGCGCUUCCUCAACGGCGGGGCCGUGUCAGAUGAUGACGACGCCCAGCUCGAGACCGACUCGGUCCCCGUCGGACCCUACCACAACGUCGUCUUCGAGCAGCAGGGCGACGGCGUCGUCGUGUCCGUCGCGCCCGACGCCGGGGAGGAGGCGCGCUUCAUCGUCGUCGCGGGGUUGCCGCUCGACCAGAAGAUCGUGCAGUACGGCCCGUUCGUCGUCAACAGCCAGGAGGAGGUCUACCAGGCCAUGAUGGACUACAGCACGCACACGAACGGCUUCGAGCGGGCCAAGGACUGGCAGAGCGAGAUCGGGAAGAGUAUGAUGUAG